AUGGCUUUUCAGUUAGUGUUUCAAGUCAUUUUUUUGCUCUGCUCAUUGAAUCCAUUUCUUGCAGAAGCACAAUCUAUGACAAAAAGUGGAUGUAAAAAACGUUGUGGAAACAUCAUCAUUCCAUAUCCAUUUGGAAUGGAAACUGGUUGUUACUUAGAAGAGAGAUUCAGGAUAGAUUGCAACUCUAGCAGCGUUCCUACACUUGACCUAAAUGGAACCAGCCUGGAGGUAACAGAUAUCUCAGUUGAUAAACCCAACAAUAUUCAAAUCAAUUUCCCAAUCAUCUUUCAAAAUUGCAGCAGCAAAACCAGCAGCAGGGAUUCACUGGUCGUCAAUUUGGAAGAUACCCCUUUUUCUUUCUCAACUGAAAAUCGGUUCGUUGCAGUUGGUUGCAACAACCUUGCUUUGUUGAGCAGACAUGAGGCUACUGUCGGCGGGUGCAUGUCAAUUUGCAACGUAAGCAGUAGUGAUGCCUCUGCAAAUGGUACUAUUUGUAAUGGCAUCAACUGCUGCGAGACCACAAUCCCCUCAGGUCUCGAUUUUUUUAACGCAACCUUACAAGUUGUAGGCGACAAGGUGAAGGAUGGGUGCAAGUAUGCCUACUUAGUUGAUCAAAAUUGGUUUAAUCUGAGGCUCGACAAUAACAUUUCGGUGAUAGAUAUGGACUAUGUCCCAGUGGUGCUAAAUUGGAGAAUUGAUCUUGGAUUAUACGAAAAUAUGACGCUGAAUGGAUCAGCGUAUAGUGUAACAAAUUUAACGUCUUCCGGGACUUCCAGAUGUAGCCCGAACUCAACUUUUCUUCUAUGUUGGUGCUCCUCAGGCUUUCAAGGCAAUCCUUAUAUUCCUGAUGGUUGUCAAGAUAUUAAUGAAUGCCAGAUCUCUUCCAUCAACAACACUACUAUUUGCUCCAGGGACCUAAUCUGUCAAAACCUAUACGGCGGCCACCAAUGUGUGAAGCUUGAAAUCAAGAAAUCUCGGGUUAAAAUGGUGGGUUUAGGUUUUGGCGUGGGGUUUGGAGUAUUGGUCCUACUUAUUGGUUCAUGGUGGUUGUACAAAGUUAUAAAGAAAAGCAGGAAUGAAAAACGCAAGAAGAUGUUCUUUGAACGGAAUGGUGGUUUGUUGCUGCAAGAACAACUAUCUUCAGGGGAAGUCAACGUCGAGAAAAUCAAAUUGUUUGGUUCAAAGGAGUUGGACAAGGCCACUGAUCAUUACAAUGUGAAUAGAACGCUUGGCCAGGGAGGCCAAGGUACAGUUUACAAAGGGAUGUUAGCGGAUGGAAAAAUCAUUGCAGUCAAGAAAUCAAAAGUUCUUGAUGAAGAUAAUCUCAGACAAUUCAUUAAUGAAGUUGUCAUUCUUUCACAAAUUAACCACAGGAAUGUGGUCAAGCUUUUCGGUUGUUGCUUAGAAACUGAGGUUCCAUUGUUGGUCUAUGAAUUCAUUCCUAAUGGAACCCUUUACCAGUUUCUACAUGACUCAAAUGAAGAAUUCCCAUUAACUUGGGAAAUGCGAUUAAGGAUUGCAACAGAGGUUUCUGGGGCACUUUCUUACCUACAUUCAGCAGCUUCCAUUCCAAUUUUCCACAGAGAUAUCAAGUCUACAAACAUACUACUAGACGAGAAGUACAGAGCCAAAGUAGCAGAUUUUGGGACAUCAAAGUCAGUAACCAUCGACCAAACUCGUGUCACAACUCUAGUACUAGGCACCUUCGGGUACUUGGAUCCAGAGUACUUCCAAACAAGCCAGUUGACAGCCAAGAGUGAUGUUUAUAGCUUUGGGGUGGUCCUUGCUGAGCUACUCACUGGACAAAAGCCAAUCUCUUCCAUGAGAUCAGAAGAAGAAAACAGAAGUUUAGUAACAUAUUUCAUUGUUUCCAUGGAGGAAAACCAUCUAUUUGACAUUCUUGAUCCUCAAGUUACUAUGCAAGGAAAGAAAGAAGAUGUAAUGAUGGUUGCCAUGUUGGCCAAGAGAUGUUUGAGCAUGAAAGGAAGAGAAAGGCCAACAAUGAAAGAAGUGGCAAUGGUGUUAGAGGGGAUCCAAAAGUCAUACGGGACUCAAAAAUCACAGCACAUGAUCAUUCCUCAAGAGAUCGAGUAUGAUCCAAAUGGUUUCAUGGAGGGGCUUUGGGACCUUGCUUCUUCUGACACAACAGGCUCUACUUCGGAUAGUCGUCUUGCUUCAUCACUAGAUAGAAAACCACUCUUAAUAAAUAUUAAAUAGAAUUAAUGCUUCCCAAAUUACUAAAUGUUUUUUUCUUCAAAGAUAGUGAAGCUGAUAGAAC
Messenger RNA from Populus nigra (black poplar), 2278 nucleotides. Its product is annotated as wall-associated receptor kinase-like 10. NCBI's taxonomy places the organism in Eukaryota, Viridiplantae, Streptophyta, Magnoliopsida, Malpighiales, Salicaceae. Gene Ontology annotation, molecular function: ATP binding; polysaccharide binding; protein serine/threonine kinase activity. The record is from RefSeq and is a predicted model, not a curated record. Gene Ontology annotation, cellular component: plasma membrane. Gene Ontology annotation, biological process: cell surface receptor signaling pathway; protein phosphorylation. The coding region runs from base 1 to 2217 and encodes 738 amino acids. The transcript has 3 exons.